Molecule: messenger RNA, 7236 nt
Organism: Neolamprologus brichardi
Lineage: Eukaryota; Metazoa; Chordata; Actinopteri; Cichliformes; Cichlidae
Source: RefSeq, a predicted model, not a curated record
CAUUAAAGAAUUCAAUACAUGAACUGAAAUAAUGGAAAUCUGCUGGACCUAUGGAGCAGGCAGAGAAGAGUAGCUGAUGAGUAGUCACGUUAGUUUGGGGUGUUUCAUUCGUUUUAAGGGUAGUUUUAAUAUGACGGAGCACCAUGGUGGUUUUGGUGAAAAGGAGGGCGGCGUAGCGGGUUGUUUUAUUUAGCUGGCGAGCUAACGCUGGAGCUCUGGUAUGUUAGCGAAUGUGCUAGCAGGCUAGGCUAGCUCAGGGGGAGGAGGGGCGAGUUCCUCCGCUUUGAAAUUGUUUCAGAGCAGCUAGCUGCCAUUAGCAUUAGCAUACCAGCAUCUAAGUUUUUCUUUUAAGUUUUUGAGCUCGUAUUUUUAUUGCGCAUUUAACUUUUUCCUGUGUUGUAUUUAACGCUAGUCUUUCUUCGAUUUGUUAUCGAUGAUUAUUUAAUGUUGAGGUGAUGUAGCCGCAAGCUUGCGGCUAACCAGAUCAGACAAUACAUUUCAAAUAGGAUUGAUGAAUCGUAUAGCGAGAAGCUUACAGUUGACGCGUUCUGGCUGUCUGUCUAACAUUAGCUUAGCUGCCAGGCUAGUGGUGUUGGCUAGCGCCGGUUAGAAGUUGACUGUUUAGCUAGCGUCAGCUAGCUGAAGCUAGCAAGUUGGCAGCGCUUUAACGGGAUAAUUAGAGCUGAACAUAGCUUCGCAAGCGAGUUACCCAGAUCGGCUAUUGCCCCCCGAAGGUGAUUGAGAACAUGGAUUUUAACGUUACAACUACGCAGUGAAAGGAUGAGUUCGUGCUUUGUACCAAACGGGGCCAGUUUGGAGGACUGCCACUCCAACCUCUUCUGCCUGGCUGAUUUGACUGGAAUAAAAUGGCGGCGUUUUGUGUGGCAAGGACCCACCUCCUCGCCAAUCCUUUUCCCUGUGACUGAGGAGGACCCGAUCUUGUGCAGUUUCAGCCGAUGCUUGGCGGCAGAUGUGUUGAGUGUUUGGAGGAGGCACCAAACCCCGGGUCGCAGAGAGCUCUGGCUCUUCUGGUGGGGUGAUGACCCCAGUUUUGCAGAGCUUAUCCACAAUGAGCUCUUAAGUGAGGAGGAUGGUGAGUGGGAAAGUGGUCUAUCCUAUGAGUGUCGAACGCUCCUGUUCAAAGCCAUUCACAACCUGCUGGAGCGCUGCCUCAUGAACCGGGGCUUUGUUCGUAUUGGCAAGUGGUUUGUCAAGCCAUACCAAAAGGAGGAGAAGACCAUUAAUAAAAGUGAGCACCUUUCUUGUGCAUUCAACUUCUUUGUACAUGGGGACAGCAACGUGUGCACAAGUGUUGAGAUUGCUCAGCAUCAGCCUCUUCAGCGAUUGAGCGAGGAACACCUAAGCCUUGCACAGCAAAGCUCCAGCCCCUUGCAAGUCAUCCUGAGCCCAUAUGGCUUGAAUGGGACCCUCACUGGCCAGGCUUUUAAGAUGUCAGACCACCCUACUCAGAAGCUUAUCGAAGAGUGGAGGCAGUUCUAUCCCAUCAGCCCCAAUCCCAAGGAGGUCCAGGAAGAAAAGUUGGAAGAUGCGGACUGGGAGGAUGACUCCCUGGCAGCUGUGGAGGUCCUUGUUGCGGGAGUAAGGAUGGUUUAUCCUUCCUGCCUGGUGCUUCUCCCUCUGUCGGACCUCCCUACUGUGGUCCCUCAGGGCUCAGCCAAUGCCUCAGGAAGCUUGUGUGGUGCUCAGCAGGGCCAGGCUGCUAACAGAGAUCCUGCCAUGUCCUCUGUCACUCUGACUCCUCCAACGUCACCAGAGGAGGCUCAGACUGAUUAUCAGCCUGCCCAGAAGUGGCUCAAGUUGUCUUCUGCAUCUGAUGGCUACAGCUCUAACAACACUCUACACGGUGGUAAAAUCCCUCGCAGGAUGGCCAGCCAGAUGGUGGAGUCUGUAUGGCAGGAGUACAACCUAAACCAUACAGGGAACAAGAAUAAGUUUACUUCAUUGACAAAUGGAACCUGUGAGGAGGAGACAGAAAAAACAGGACUCUGGGAUUUUGUGGAGCCAGCUCAUAGGCUGCAUUGUAAUUGCGCAAGACAUAAGAAUUCGAAACAGCGGUCUAGCAGCACCUCAGGACACCCACCUUCAUCAGGACAGCCUGCCCUGCCAGCCCCCAAGCACAAGCUGGGUGAGAAGCUGGAGAAGGGGGAGAAGCAGCAGAAGAGGCCACAGACACCUUUUCACCACCGCAACUCUGUGAGCGAGGAGCAAUCCCUGGAGCCUCAGACCCAGAGGCUUUGCCUCAGAUCGCAGGAAGAAGGCUCGUAUCCCAGCUUGCACCAUGUGGACACGGUGCAGUCUAAAGCCCCUACACUGCACGCCCACGGCCCUCCUGCAGACCUUGUUGGAUCUCCACCUCCCCCUCCUCUCAGCCCACACCCCUGUGAUCACGUAGAAGUUGACAUGACUCCUGGUGGCAUGAAGAGCUCGUCAACUCCCAUUCACCAACCAUUCUACCCGCCAUCAGUGGAACCUUGUCAGAUGCCACCAAAGGGCUCAUCUGAGGAGCCUCAGAUGGAGAACAUGCCUAUGCCUUUGCCCUUUCCCUCAACCUACAAUGAAACCCUUGAACCCACCAUCUUUGUAGGUUCUGCCAUCAGCCCCAGUGAUGACUCCACCCAUAAUCCAUGGAAGUAUUUUCUCCUCCCUCAGAAAAAGCCCUCAAACUUCCUGACACCCCAGCUACCUUUAGAUAAAAUGAGAGAGGAUUCUGCAGGUGGUGGAGGAAGUGAAAGUGGUGUAGUCUCUGUCACAGAGUUGAUGUCAGGAUCCUCGCAUCCCCUGAAAGUGUCCCAAGAGCUCAUCAAGACUUAUACACAGCGGAGAAACAGCCAUCUUGCUUCCACCUCAGGAGAUGAAGAGCCUAGUGAGGAGCCAGACCCUUAUGCCUUCGUCGAAGGAGAUGAGGAGUUUAGCUUUACUGAUAAGAAGGACAAGUCUGGAGCUGAAAAAGAUGGAAACAAGAAACACAAGGUGGAUGAAGGAACUGGAACUUCUGCAGAUGAUGGACAGUGUCCUACAGGCAGUAAACCCUCAGCCUCGACCAGCCUCAUCCACGAGAACGACUUGGCUGUGUCCUACAGCGACCUCUGGACCAUGGGCAAAAUGGAGCUGAUACCCCCAGUGUCCAACACUAGUCUCCUCACUAAAGAUAGUAAUGUCCCCAGUGUGGAGCCUGACUAUAGCCAGACCUACACCCCGCAGACCCACCCGCCCUUCAUGUCCAGCAGCGCUCCUCCCAGCAACAGUGGUGCAGGUAUUCUACCAUCCCCAGCCACACCACGCUUCUCUGUGCCCACACCGCGCACGCCCCGCACUCCACGGACUCCACGUGGCCCAUCCAGCGUCCAGGGUUCCCUCAAGUAUGACAGUUCUGACCUUUACUCUCCUGCCUCCACGCCCUCCACCUGCCGACCCCUUAGUUCUGUUGAGCCAGCCACCGUGCCCUCAAUUCCCGAGGCUCACAGCCUAUACGUCACGCUCAUACUUUCAGAGUCAGUCAUGAACCUCUUCAAGGACUGCAACUUUGACAGUUGCUGUGUGUGUGUCUGUAACAUGAACAUCCGUGGGGCAGAUGUAGGCGUAUACCUCAAGGACAACGGCGAGGCCCAGUAUAUAUGCACUUGUGGUUUUAGCGCUGUUACCAAUCGGCGCUUUGGCCAGUCAGCUGGGCUCUUUCUAGAGGAUGAACUGGACGUAGUUGGACGGGGCUCUGAUGCUGCUCGAGAUACAGAGCGGUGUUUUGAAGAGCUGCGAGCUUCUACAUCACACAAAGCCAGCAGCCUGAAGGAGAAGCCUCCAGAUGAGUUAAUCCUGUUGCUGCAGGACCAGUGCACCAAUCCAUUUGCCUCGAUGGCUGGUGUGGAGUACCCCAAACCAACUUCAGCCCCCAGUUCGUUCCUAAGGGUGGAAGAGAGAGACUGUUAUAACGACUGCUACAUGGCACUGGAGCAUGGCAGGCAGUUCAUGGACAAUAUGUCAGGAGGCAAAGUCGAUGAAACACUAGUGAAAAGCACCUGUCUUCAUCAGUGGCCCAAACGCAAAUCAGCAGACAUGAGCAAGCUAUACUCUGUGGAUGUCCUCCGGGUGUUGUUGUCCCUCCAGCCUGUGCUGCAGGACACCAUUCAGAAGAAAAGGAGUGUGCGCUCUUGGGGCGUUCAGGGGCCACUUACCUGGCAGCAGUUCCAUAAAAUGGCUGGGAGGGGAUCAUAUGGUACUGAUGAGUCUCCUGAGCCUCUGCCCAUCCCAACCUUUCUGGUUGGUUACGAAUAUGAUUUUGUGGUACUGUCUCCUUUUGGGUUGCCCUACUGGGAGAAGCUUCUCCUGGAUCCUUUUGGUUCCCAGAGGGAUGUGGGAUAUGUUGUCAUUUGCCCUGAUAAUGAGUCUCUGCUCCGCGGGGCCAAGACCUUUUUCAAAGAUCUAAGUGCAAUGUAUGAGGCAUGCCAGCUGGGGCAACACAGGCCCAUCUGCAAGAGUCACCCAGAGGGCAUAUUGAAGGUUGGCACCAAAGAAGGCAGGAGCAUGACAGAGCAGCCUCUUAGUGACUGGUUCGUUAAGAUGGCUGCCAGAGAAGGAAACAAUGAAGCCUUUAAUAAGCUCAAACUCUUUGCUCAAGUGUGCUGCUAUGAUCUAGCUCCAUACCUGUCAGAGCAGUCUUUGGAUAGCUCUCUGUUGACCCAGCGGAACCCUACCACAGCCGCCACCCCCUCCUUCCAGACCUCUAGCUCUUCCAGCACUUCAUCAGGACUCCAGAGCACCAACACUACCGGCUCCAACACCAGCUCUGCCCAGCCUGCCCAGGUCAACAGCACCCCUCCCUCUUCAUCCUCAGGCUCACAGACUAUCGGGGGAAUGACCUCAGCCAAGCCAAGUUCCUUCUCGCCAUUUGGAACAGCAGGCUUGCAGGGUGGAGCGUCUCAGAAUGGACCCCAGCCAAACUCGCAGGGCACAGGGGGAAUGGCUGAAAAUGGAUCGUCUGCUUACCAGUCUCAAGGACCCACUGAGAGCCCAGAGAGCACAAUGGAGAGAGACAAAGUGGGUAAGCCAACAGACGGAGAGUCCCAUGCUGUGUCUUACCCGCCUGCUAUAGUGGUGUACAUCGUCGACCCCUUCAGCUACGAAGACACAGACAGAGAAGUCCAUUCGAGUACCUACACAAUGGGCCUACUGCGCUGCUACAUGGAAAUGCUCCACAUCUUGCCUGCUUGCAUCAGAAACUCUGUCUCUGUGCAGAUUGUUCCCUGCCAGUAUCUGCUCCAGCCGGUGCACAGCGCAGGGCGCCACGUCUACAGUCAGCACCUCAAGUCGCUGGCUUUCUCUGUGUUCACUCAGUGUCGUCGGCCUCUUCCCAACUCCACCAAUUUCAAGGCUCUGACGGGCUUUGGUCCUGGUCUUGCCAUUGACAUGGCACUCAAGAACCCAGAGAGGCCUGAGUGUCUGCGUCUCUACACGCCACCCUUCAUUUUGGCUCCAGUGAAGGACAAGCAGACUGAGCUCGGGGAGACGUUUGGUGAGGCAUCGCAGAAGUACAACGUCCUGUUUGUCGGCUACUGUCUGUCACAUGACCAGCGAUGGUUGCUGGCCUCCUGCACCGAUCAACACGGAGAACUGCUGGAGACCUGCAUCAUCAGCAUCGAUGUGCCGAACAGGGCUCGCAGGAAAAAGGGCUCAGCCCGACGGCUGGGUCUGCAGAAGCUGUGGGAGUGGUGCCUCGGCCUGGUGCAGCUCACGUCACUGCCAUGGAGGGUCGUUAUCGGGCGGCUUGGAAGGAUGGGGCACGGCGAGCUGAGAGACUGGAGUAUUCUGCUGAGCAGGAGGAACUUGCAGUCCCUCAGCAGGCGACUGAAGGAGACGUGCAGGAUGUGCGGCAUAUCUGCUGCUGACACUCCCAGCAUCCUUAGCGCCUGCUUAGUUGCCAUGGAGCCUCAAGGUUCCUUUGUGAUUAUGCCAGAAUAUGAUGCCUGUUUUGGCUGCAGUGAUGCUCUGAUCGAUGACUUUAUCACCUUCGUUUCGCAGGGUCAGAGUACAGAUCGGAUGGAGUCUCACGAAGAAGCGCUCAACAUCUUGCAGCAGCCGAUGGCUUUGGGUUACUUUGUCUCCACAGCGAAGGCCGGACCGCUGCCCGACUGGUUCUGGUCAGCCUGCCCCCAAGCCAAGAACCAGUGCCCACUCUUUCUCAAGGCCUCUCUUCACCUGCACGUGUCUUCUGUCCAAUCAGAUGAGCUUCUGCACAGUAAACACUCCCACCCCCUGGACUCUAACCACACCUCUGAUGUGCUCAGAUUUGUUCUAGAGCAAUAUAAUGCCCUCUCCUGGCUGACGUGCGACCCUGCCACCCAGGACCGGCGCUCCUGUCUGCCUGUUCACUUUGUGGUGCUCACCCAGAUGUACAACUUUAUCAUGAACAUGCUCUGAACUCUAAUGGGAUCAAACUGCUGAGAUUUGAUUGGAGGGAUCGCUCAGACAUGUUGUGGAUUUCCUGCUACAAAGACACCCCGACACUCGAAAGGACCUCACACUCCAUCAGGGUAAAUGUGGACGAAGCACCCUCCUCUUCCUCCUCGUCCUGGUGUAUCUCUCAGAACUCUAACUGGAAGUUUCCAAUGAAUCAAUCAGAUGCCAAGAAUCCAUUUUAUCACUUUGGAUGAUCAAGGGACAUUUCAUAAAGGAGAAAAAUGUCUUUUUAAUGACUGUAGAUUGCAAUCUAUGAGAUUUUAUCAUAAUGAAAUGCCUGCAUAUAUUAUUUAUUGUAAGUUUUUAAAUGUGGAAUUUUUAAUGCUUAAUAUCUUUUAUAUAUUACAAAUCCUAGAGGGUGUGUACAUCUCACUGUACAGGAAUUGGUAUCAAAAGUGUAAUUUUUCUCAAAUACAAAACGAAAAUCCUGUUCAAGUGAAUUUGCUGUAGAUUGCUUUUAGAAUAUUAUUUUUUCAAAGGGGUACAGACCUUUCUAUUGCCAUGCUGUAAUAAUGAAGUAAAAGCUGGCCUGGGCAUUUGUGUCCCACCCAAUGAGUGGAUGAGACUUACCUCUCUGUCUACUUUGGCUCCAGAGUCUCUUGCACAGUAACUCAGUGAGCUCUGAAGAGGAAUUAAAAGGUACAUUGUCAGAUUAUAUAUUUUAUAUAACAGAUUUAGGUAACUGUGUGUGUAUAUGUGUACAUAGUAAUUGUGUGCCGCUACUGAUGGUGCAGCUUCUGUUUUAGGAAUAAAGUGUCUACCUUA